AAGCGGAAAGUAGGUCACGGCGGGCGGGGAGCGCGGCGGCGGUGGCAGAGCAGCUCCAGGUCCUCCCCACCAUGGCCAGGCGGCCCCGGAGCAGCCGGGCAUGGCAUUUUGUCCUGAGUGCAGCCCGCCGAGACGCUGAUGCCCGGGUUGUGGCCCUGGCAGGCACUUCUAACUGGGGCUAUGACUCUGAUGGGCAGCACAGCGACUCGGACUCCGAUCCUGAGUUCUCGUCCCUGCCGCCGUCCAUCCCCAGCGCCGUGCCGGUCACCGGGGAGUCCUUCUGUGACUGCGACAGCCAGAGUGAGGCCUCUGUCUGCGGUAGCCGGCACAGCGCCCACGGCGGGAAGGACUGCCGCUGCGGGGAGGAGGACGAGCACUUCGAUUGGGUCUGGGAUGAGCUGAACAAGUCCUCGGCCACCCUCCUGAGCUGUGACAACCGCAAGGUCAGCUUCCACGUGGAGUACAGCUGCGGCACGGCGGCCAUUCGGGGCACCAAGGAGCUUGGGGAGGGCCAGCACUUCUGGGAAAUCAAGAUGACCUCGCCCGUCUACGGCACUGAUAUGGUGAGUGGCGAGCGCCUCAGAGGUGUGCAGGGAGCGGCCCUGGCCUCACCUGCCCCCCUGCCGGCCCUCUUCCUAGAUGGUGGGCAUCGGGACGUCAGAUGUGGACCUGGACAAGUACCACCAUACCUUCUGCAGCCUGCUGGGCAGGGACGAGGACAGCUGGGGCCUCUCGUACACGGGGCUUCUCCACCACAAGGGAGACAAGACGAGCUUCUCGUCACGGUUCGGCCAGGGCUCCAUCAUCGGCGUGCACCUGGACACCUGGCACGGGAGACUAACCUUUUUCAAGAACCGCAAGUGCAUAGGCGUGGCGGCCACCAGACUGCAGAACAAGAAGUUCUACCCGAUGGUGUGCUCCACGGCCGCAAAGAGCAGCAUGAAGGUGAUCCGCUCCUGCGCCAGCUCCACCUCCCUGCAGUACCUCUGCUGCUACCGCCUGCGCCAGCUACGGCCCGACUCGGGGGACACGCUCGAGGGCCUGCCCCUGCCCCCUGGCCUCAAGCAGGUGCUGCACACCAAGCUGGGCUGGGUGCUAAGCAUGAGCUGUGGCCGCCGCCGGCCGCCCGCGCCCAGCCCCGAGACCAGGUCUUGCCAGAGGAAACGCUGCCGACGGACCUGACUUCUUUUGCAAUGAAAACUGCUUCUUGGCCAGGACCGGCUUCUGUCCCUUCCUUCUGGCCAUGCUCCGGGGGACAGGAGAGGGAGGAGUUGGGCCCAGUCUGUUGGGUUGUCCACUCACUCCCCAAGGCUGGGACAGUCCCUUUUGCAAGGUCCAGGGCCACUUGGCCGUGUGAUCGUCCACAUCCACUCUGCUGGCCCCAGGUAGGCAGCAGCCGCUUCCCACCUUGUGCCUCCCGGGCGGCCACUGUUGGCCACGAGUGGAAGAGGAAGGCCUGCCUAGCACCAGGGUUCCUGCCUCCCGGGCCUCGGAGGCCUUGGGCUCUGUCCUUCACUGCUUUGCAUGUUGUCAGCUGCUGCUCCUCUUUCUCAGAGACAGAAAUCACUGUAAUAAAUGCAGUUUCUAUCCAAGACCCAUGCCACCUGUAAAGUUACAUGGGGCCAGACGAAGGCCCAAUGGGUUAACACACCUCUACAGCACUUGUCCUGUGGGCUCUGAUUCUGCUAGAUACUGAGGGGGGGGACGAGGGUUGUCCUUCUUCCUGUGAAAAGGACGGUCCCAACUUCCUGGAAACCAGUGCUAAACGCCCUGGGAGGGCCUCCACUUGGACUCUCAGGAGGCAGCCAGCCUCCAGUCUCCCUGCCAGAGAGCCGACACUGGGCCCUGACAUGGGCAGGGCUGGGCACACACACUGCCCCCAAAACCUUCAGCCUGCCUGGCCCCUUCUCUCAGCCCAGUGAUCUGAGAACUUCCCCUGGUGCCCCCCUGCCCUCUCCCAAGCCAGACACAGACCAAGAGCCAUCCCAGGCCAAGGGUGCCAGUCGUCUGGCGUCCCAGCCCUGCAGUGGGGGUCUCCUGUCCCCCUACUCCGUAUGCUGUGUGU
Trichechus manatus latirostris (Florida manatee) is the source of this 2065-nucleotide messenger RNA. RefSeq names its product splA/ryanodine receptor domain and SOCS box containing 3 (gene SPSB3). Gene Ontology annotation, biological process: proteasome-mediated ubiquitin-dependent protein catabolic process. The transcript is spliced from 6 exons. The record is from RefSeq and is a predicted model, not a curated record. Gene Ontology annotation, molecular function: protein binding. The coding region runs from base 72 to 1610 and encodes 512 amino acids. NCBI's taxonomy places the organism in Eukaryota, Metazoa, Chordata, Mammalia, Sirenia, Trichechidae. Gene Ontology annotation, cellular component: SCF ubiquitin ligase complex.